AUGUGGAAGGAAAUGAAAAAGAAGUGUCUUCAUGCUAAGAUGAAAACAGCAGAGGAAACGGCUGCCUCUGAACUCUACAUGGCUCUCGUGGUGGCCCCUAAAAAUCCUCCCGCCAAAGCCGCCGGUCUUCAGAGCGAUGUGGUGUUUGAAGAAAUUGGCCGCCGCAUCCGAGAGGUUGGCAGUCAGCUUGUCCAGAAGGUGAAUGCCAUCUUUCAGUGGGACAUUAUGAGCGGAGAGCUGAUGGUGGCCCAGUGGACGCUGGACCUGAAGACCGGCUCUGGCGAGAUCUACCGAGGGCCCUCCCGCCAGUCCGCUAGUGCUGUCUUCACCCUCUCCGAAAACGACUUCAUGGAACUCGUUCUGGGCAAGGUCAAGCCUCAGCGGGCCUUCCUGGGGGGCAAGAUCAAGGUGAAAGGCAGUAUUUUGCUCAGUCACCGACUGGAGGCGAUCCUCAAAGACUACAUCAAGUUGUGA
Gekko japonicus is the source of this 474-nucleotide messenger RNA. It is a transcript of the gene SCP2D1, whose product is annotated as SCP2 sterol-binding domain containing 1. Lineage: Eukaryota; Metazoa; Chordata; Lepidosauria; Squamata; Gekkonidae. Gene Ontology annotation, cellular component: cytosol. The transcript has a single exon. The record is from RefSeq and is a predicted model, not a curated record. Bases 1 to 474 code for a protein of 157 amino acids.